Molecule: messenger RNA, 5200 nt
Organism: Rana temporaria (common frog)
Lineage: Eukaryota; Metazoa; Chordata; Amphibia; Anura; Ranidae
Gene: SLC12A7
Product: solute carrier family 12 member 7
Exons: 24
Coding region: 224-3454 (1076 amino acids)
Biological process (GO): chloride ion homeostasis; potassium ion import across plasma membrane; potassium ion homeostasis
Cellular component (GO): membrane
Molecular function (GO): potassium:chloride symporter activity
Source: RefSeq, a predicted model, not a curated record
GAUGUCUGACUUGCCGCCCCGCCCACCCGACUUAACCCCUGAGCUCCCAGGCACUGACAAUAUUAGCCGGGAGCUAAGUGGUUAAAGGAGCGGGCGGAGAGCGGACCGGGGCGGGGAAGAGAACAGCCUCUAUCAAUCUGACCCGUCUCUUCCUAGUGCCGUUGUGACAGCGAGGCUCCGGUGUAGUCCAGGUAUCGGCGCUCGCUGCCUGACCACCCUCAGGAUGCCCACUAACUUCACUGUGGUUCCUGUGGAGCAGCAGGACGGUGUCGCGGAGACUGAGCUCGGGGCAGCGGGACAGGAGGAGGGCGGCAGACAGAGGAGUCAUAGUGAGGAGUCUUUGUUGGGAGAUGGAAAUCCCAGAGAAAGUAGCCCCUUUAUUCAUAAUGAAGCUGAAAAUGACAACUUCUAUGAUGGAAAAAACAUGGCUCUUUUUGAGGAAGAAAUGGACAGCAAUCCAAUGGUGUCUUCAUUACUGAACAAGCUUGCAAAUUACACAAACUUACCACAGGGCGUCAAAGAACAUGAAGAGUAUGAGGAUCGAAAAAGAAAGGAAACUAAGGAGAUACGAAUGGGAACCUUUAUUGGAGUAUACUUGCCAUGUUUACAGAACAUACUUGGCGUAAUACUUUUUCUACGACUAACGUGGAUUGUAGGAACAGCCGGAGUACUUGAAUCUUUUUGCAUUGUUCUUAUGUGCUGUUCAUGUACAAUGUUAACUGCUAUAUCUAUGAGUGCAAUUGCAACCAAUGGAGUUGUACCAGCUGGUGGAUCAUAUUAUAUGAUUUCAAGAUCUUUAGGUCCAGAAUUUGGAGGAGCUGUAGGACUUUGCUUUUAUUUGGGCACCACUUUUGCUGGAGCUAUGUACAUUCUUGGAACAAUUGAAAUCCUCUUAACUUAUAUAUCACCCAAUGCUGCCAUAUUCCCAAUAGAAAAAGAUAAUCCUCAAGCCAUGUUUAACAACAUGAGAGUUUAUGGGACAUGCAUAAUUGCCAUAAUGGCUAUAGUAGUAUUUGUUGGUGUUAAGUAUGUAAACAAACUUGCUUUAGUAUUUCUUGCCUGUGUGAUUCUGUCCAUUCUGGCCAUAUAUGCUGGAGUAAUCAAAUCUGCAUUUGAUCCACCAGAUUUUCCCAUAUGCCUUCUAGGUAAUCGUGUAUUGGCAGCACGAAAUCUUAAUGUUUGUGCCAAAAACAUUUCCAAUGAUACAAUUAAUGAUUUCUUUUGGAAUAAAUUUUGUACAUCUGGAAACCACAGUCCAUCCUGUGACAGCUAUUUUUUGGCAAAUGAUGUAACUGAAAUACAAGGCAUUCCUGGAAUUUCUAGUGGCGUUCUACUCGAUAAUCUGUGGAGUGCAUAUAGUCCAAAAGAAUCAAUAGUUGAGAGAAACCAAACAUCAGCUGCUUCAGGAGAAAGUCCAAAAUCAUACAGUCAAAACUAUGUCUUGACAGACAUUAUGACUUACUUCACAAUGCUAGUUGGAAUUUACUUUCCCUCUGUGACAGGUAUCAUGGCUGGUUCUAAUAGGUCUGGAGAUUUGAAGGAUGCACAGAAAUCUAUCCCUUCAGGAACAAUAUUGGCUAUUGUAACUACAUCUUUUAUAUAUUUGUCUUGUGUAGUAUUAUUUGGUGCAUGCAUCGAUGGUGCGCUUCUGCGUGACAAAUUUGGUGAAUCUGUUAGUGGCCAGCUUGUAAUAGGUAUUUUGGCUUGGCCAUCUCCUUGGGUAAUUGUUAUUGGUUCUUUCUUCUCUACUUGUGGUGCUGGACUCCAGAGUUUGACAGGAGCACCUCGUCUUCUACAAGCCAUUGCAAGAGAUGGAAUAGUGCCUUUCCUUCAGGUGUUUGGUCAUGGAAAAGCCAAUGGAGAACCAACAUGGGCUCUGUUACUGACAGCAGGCAUAUGUGAAAUUGGUAUUCUCAUUGCUUCUUUGGAUAGUGUUGCGCCAAUAUUGUCAAUGUUUUUCUUGAUGUGUUACAUGUUUGUUAACCUGGCUUGUGCUUUACAAACAUUGUUGCGAACACCAAAUUGGAGACCGCGGUUUAAAUACUAUCACUGGACACUUUCAUUUGUGGGAAUGAGUUUAUGCCUUGCUUUAAUGUUCAUUUGCUCUUGGUAUUAUGCGUUAGUUGCUAUGCUGAUUGCUGGAUGCAUCUAUAAGUACAUCGAAUAUAGAGGCGCUGAAAAAGAAUGGGGAGAUGGAAUACGAGGACUGUCCUUAAAUGCAGCUCGCUAUGCAUUGCUACGUGUUGAACAUGGAACAAUGCAUACUAAAAAUUGGAGACCUCAGAUUUUGGUGCUACUCAACCUCGAUUCAGAGCAGAAUGUAAAACAUCCCAGACUGCUUUCACUAACAACUCAGCUUAAGGCUGGAAAAGGACUGACCAUUGUGGGCUCUGUGCUGCAAGGCACAUUUCUGGACAAACAUGUAGAAGCACAGAAAGGAGAAGAAAAUAUCCAAGCAUUAAUGACUGCUGAGAAGACGAAAGGAUUCUGUCAACUAGUUGUUUCAUCAAAUCUACGUGAUGGCAUGUCGCAUUUGAUUCAGUCAGCUGGACUUGGUGGCAUGAAACACAACACUGUUUUAAUGGCUUGGCCCCAAGCAUGGAAACAGCCUAACAACCCUUACAGCUGUAAGAAUUUUGUUGAUACAGUACGAGAUGCUACAACAGCUCAGCAAGCAUUACUUGUGGCAAAGAACAUUGAUUCAUUUCCUGCCAAACAAGAGCGUUUCAGUGAGGGGAAUGUUGAUAUUUGGUGGAUUGUUCAUGAUGGUGGAAUGCUAAUGUUGCUUCCUUUUUUACUACGCCAACAUAAAGUUUGGAGAAAAUGUAGAAUGCGGAUAUUUACUGUUGCCCAUAUGGAUGAUAAUAGUAUUCAGAUGAAAAAAGAUCUUCAGAUGUUCUUAUAUCAUCUACGCCUUGAUGCUGAUGUUGAAGUAGUAGAAAUGUUUGAAAAUGAUAUAUCUGCAUUUACAUAUGAGCGGACAUUAAUGAUGGAGCAAAGAUCUCAAAUGCUAAAACAAAUGCAGCUGUCUAAGAACGAAAGAGAAAGAGAGGCACAGCUUAUCCAUGACAGAAAUACAGCAUCCCAUUCAGCAGUGGUGGACAAAUCAAGUGCUGCUACACCAGAAAGAGUUCAAAUGACAUGGACUAAAGAAAAACAUAUUGCUGAAAAACAUAAAAUUAAAGACCUUAAUGCAGCAGGCUACAGGGAUCUUUUUAAUAUGAAACCAAAUCAGUCAAAUGUAAGAAGAAUGCACACUGCUGUAAAGCUGAAUGAAGUUGUGCGUACUAGAUCUCAGCAUGCACAGCUGGUUUUACUAAAUAUGCCAGGACCACCUAAGAGUAAACACGGUGAUGAAAACUAUAUGGAGUUCUUAGAGGUUUUGACAGAAGGUUUAAACAGAGUGCUUCUUGUACGUGGCGGUGGUAGAGAAGUAAUCACCAUUUACUCUUAAGAAUCCAAGAAGAAAUUUACAUAUGAAAAGCACACUGAAUAGGAAAAACAAAGACUGCUAACUUUAUUUGUUUCUAAAUACUUGAAAUUGUAUACCACGUUUGGUAUAUUUUUGGUUUAAACUUUCUAAAAUAGUAUUUUUCUGCAUUUCUCGAUUUUAUUAUAAAUCAAAUAAUUUCUUAUAAAUAUGCAAUACAUUUUACAGCAUGUGAAUAGAACAAAAUGAUUACGUUUUAGAAAAUGCAAUUAAAUAAACAUUGUAAAUACCAAGUUGCAUUUGAAAACUCCUGCACUAUAGAAACAAUAUGAUUUAAACUGAAUUAUGUUGCAUUAAAUAGCCCUAAAAUGUAAACAUUUCAGUACUUUGUAUGUAUGGUUAGUCUUCCAUACAUGGGUUCUAGCAGGUGUGUGAAUCUACUUAAAGUGGACGUAAAUCCUCUUAUUGUUUUCAGCCAAGGAAACUGCCAUGAUGCUGCAUGUGUGAUCAGUUCUGAUUCCAGCAAAUUGGAUGGUUUGACAGUUUGAUUGAAAGCACAACCAAUGUGACAGUUACAUUCCUGGCUCAUGCAGGGAUUGUAACUGUUUUUCGAAACUGUUAAAUUGGGUUUACUUCUGCUUAAAGCUUAGUUCACAUGAACUUCAACUUGUAAAGGGCAGCGUGAACAGCAUGCAUUUACAAAGCAUUUUCAGAACUUUCAGCAAACUUUCUUGGAUCUUAAAAAAAAUGCUGCUUGUAGAAGAGUUUUGUGUUUUGCCUAUAGAAGCAGCUCAAUGUUUUACUAUGUGUCCAUGCACAUUAGGACGUUUAGAGGGAUAGUUUUAGCUCAGAGUUUAGAGAAGGAGAAAAAAACUUCUGUUUUGUGUUUUUUGACAGAAUAAAACACUGAAUGCUUCUAAGCUCUCUUAAAAGCUUUUAAACUCCUUUACAAAAAAUACUCUAUGGCUUCAUGUACACUGGGCUUUAAAAAAGGGCAGCUCCGUUUUUCAGAAAAAAAAUUCUCAUCCAGAGCAUUUUUGUGCAGUUUAGUGUUUUUUUUCUGCCAGAAAGCUCCAAUCACAAAUGCAAAUCAGAAGGGUUUUUGUUUCCUUUCUCUAAACACUGAGCUUAAAAUAUGCCUCUAAAUGUCCUAAUGUGCAUGGCCACAUUAGGAUAAGAUUGAGCUGUUUCUAUAGGCAAAACACAAAAACUUCUAUAGAAACAACUAUUUUUAGGCCAGUGUGCAUGAAGCCUUAAUUAGCGUUUUUGGUUUUUUUUCUGCCAAGAGAACUGGUGUCCGUGCGAUUCUGCCUGUGGUCUCAAAACACACUACAAUCUCAAAACGCAGGUUCAGGUACCAUUAACUUUAAUGGCACCCGAAAUGUGGUGCAGAAUCAUUGCCUGAUUUAUCGUGCAGAAAAUCGCAUAAAGCUAGUCACACAAAAGAAGCUCCUGCUCCAUUUUGGGUGACAAGCUAGAUGCAAUGUGAUUUGCUGUGUGACAAUCGCACCAAAAUCAAACCAUUUUAGGUUCCAUUUAAAAUAAUGGCACCUGAUCCUGCGUUCUGCGAUUGUAGUGCGUUUUGAGAUUAUAAAGUACCAAGCAGCACCAGUUUGCAUUGUGAUUUGCUGUGUGACAAUCGCACCAAAAUCACACUGUUAAAUACAGAUCCUAGUGGUAAAGGUUACUUUAAACAAAUUGCUAGCAGGCUUCAGUGCAGCUUAAAUCAUGUUUAAAGUAGGAAUAUAGAAAAAAAAACAAUCCAAGGAA